Molecule: messenger RNA, 1752 nt
Organism: Serinus canaria (Common canary)
Lineage: Eukaryota; Metazoa; Chordata; Aves; Passeriformes; Fringillidae
Gene: PITX3
Product: paired like homeodomain 3
Exons: 4
Coding region: 254-1132 (292 amino acids)
Biological process (GO): anatomical structure morphogenesis; regulation of transcription by RNA polymerase II
Cellular component (GO): nucleus
Molecular function (GO): RNA polymerase II cis-regulatory region sequence-specific DNA binding; DNA-binding transcription factor activity, RNA polymerase II-specific
Source: RefSeq, a predicted model, not a curated record
AUAAAGUGAAUGGCCAGGGUGAAUGGGAGGCAGUCGGCCGGCGCCCUCCGCCUCCGCCCUCUCCGUGAGCCGCGGGCCGGCAGCGACGCGCAGAGUGGCCGGGGAGCCGGGGGGAUUUACUUUCUGACAGCGGCAGAGCAGCCCGGGGCGCGGGGCGGCGGUCAGCUUCGCUCCUCUCGCAGGAUUAAGUCCGCUCAGCCGAACCCGCAUCUGGAGCCGCUAUUCGUCCUUCUCCACCACCCAUCCCUGCCCCAUGGAUUUCAACCUGCUGGCAGACGCGGAGGCUCGCAGCCCAGCCUUGUCUCUCUCGGACUCUGGAACUCCUCAACAUGAGCACAGCUGCAAAGGGCAGGACCACAGCGACACUGAGAAGUCCCAGCAGAACCAGACGGACGACUCCAACCCUGAAGACGGCUCGCUCAAAAAGAAGCAGCGGAGGCAGAGGACGCACUUCACCAGCCAGCAGCUCCAAGAGCUGGAAGCCACUUUCCAGAGAAACCGUUAUCCAGACAUGAGCACCAGGGAGGAGAUUGCAGUCUGGACCAACUUGACAGAGGCACGAGUCCGGGUCUGGUUCAAAAACCGCAGAGCUAAGUGGAGGAAACGAGAGAGGAACCAACAGGCAGAACUGUGCAAGAACAGCUUUGGAGCCCAGUUCAAUGGACUGAUGCAGCCUUACGAUGACAUGUAUUCCAGCUAUUCCUACAACAACUGGGCCACCAAGGGGCUUGCCAGCAGUCCGCUCUCGGCCAAGAGCUUUCCAUUCUUCAACUCCAUGAAUGUCAGUCCCCUCUCCUCCCAGCCCAUGUUCUCCCCACCCAGCUCCAUCACCUCAAUGACCAUGCCUUCAUCCAUGGUCCCUACUGCUGUGACCGGGGUACCAGCCCCUAGCCUCAACAACCUGGGAAAUAUCAAUAAUCUGAACAGCCCGAGCCUCAACUCUGCUGUCUCCUCCAGUGCCUGUCCUUACGCCUCAACAGCCAGCCCCUACAUGUACAGGGACACGUGCAACUCCAGCCUGGCCAGCCUGCGGCUGAAGGCCAAGCAGCACGCCAACUUCACCUACCCAGCGGUGCAGACAGCAGCUUCCAACCUGAGCCCUUGCCAGUACGCCGUGGACAGGCCCGUAUGAAGGGCUGCCCUCUGCCAACCAGGGACUUGACCUUAGCCUGACAAAAGGAGACCUUUAGCCCUACAACAGCGUACGUCCUGCAGAGAAUGAGAGUGAACAUGACAGCAUAAGAGGGAGACAGGGAGAGAAAGAGAGAAAAGAACGAGCUGGCAGACGAACCUUUAUGAAGAUUUGUCUAUUGUAUGGUGAAUUUUGACUGUCUUUCCCCUUCAAAACCCCUUCCCUUCUUGCCCACCAAACCUUCUCCUCCAUGGUAAAAUAAACCAAAAGUGUCUACUGGAAGCCCCAUGGGGAAGUAGGAGCCCCAACAUGCAAGGUGCCUGACCCAUGGGAAGCACAACCAAGUAUGUUUCAAUCUGCCCUUCCAAGCCCCACAGGGGAGAGCCCCCCAGAUUCCUGGGACAGCACAGGUAGCCUCACACCUCCUCUGCAGGAAAUAGGCAGAGACAGGACAGCUUGAGGGGGGCUGCCAGUUGGUGCUUGGCUAAACCAUAUUCUCUGCACACGUGCAAGAUUUCAAUGAAAGACAUCUUGCCCAUUUAUUUAUCAUACAGCCAGUAAGGAAGCCUUGUCUCAGUCAGUUAUCAUCUCUUUAUAAUGCAUAUAUACAUGUGGCCCUU